CAAACAGUUGUCUGUAGUAAGUUGUAUCUGACACUUGCCGUCAGUUCAGCCACUGUCAUUGCUACACAGUGUGUUUUUUAUUGUGUCAGUGUGACCUUCGCGGUAUUUUAUUUUUUCGAGUUCUAAAUUUUUCGGACUUACAGACUUUCGAGAUGAACUUGAAUCAGUUUUUGGAAUGCGAUAAACAAGUAUCUCCAAGAAUAUACGACUUCGGACAUAUAAAACAGGAACCAGACAGUACUUCGCCUCUUUUAACACCUCCACAUACACCGACGUACUGCACGAUGUCUCCGCCACUCGUGGCGCUUCCUUACCAAAACUGGUACCGAUCAGAACCGCAGAUCGAACCAUCUUUUUCGCCGGUCCAUUCCUACAACGCAGUUUUUAUGAACCACUGGUUCCGAAACGCGGCUAUCUACCAUACGAGGGACCACCACUUUCAAGAUAUGAACGUGACCAAUCGACCACCUGUCGGUCCAAAGACGUUGGGUACCAGCACCAGGCCGAAGAAGCAGUUUAUUUGCAAGUACUGCAACAGGCAGUUUACGAAAAGUUAUAAUUUACUCAUACACGAAAGGACGCAUACUGAUGAGAGACCUUAUUCCUGCGAUAUUUGCGGAAAGGCCUUUAGGAGACAGGACCAUUUGAGAGAUCAUAGAUACAUCCACAGCAAAGAAAAGCCAUUCAAAUGCAACGAAUGCGGCAAGGGCUUCUGUCAAUCGCGAACACUUGCCGUCCACAAAAUCCUCCACAUGGAAGAAUCGCCCCACAAAUGCCCCAUAUGCACGAAAUCAUUCAACCAAAGAUCUAACCUCAAAACCCACAUGUUAACCCAUACUGAUCGACCUGCGGAAUGCAUGUUGUGUUCACAAUUUUUCGUCAAUUUUGCGGAAUUAAAGAACCACGAGAUGACGCAUUGUCACGGGAAGUCUUAUGACAUGCAGAUUCCUAGUUUAGUAGCCGCAACAUCAGCCGGACUUGAUUUAACUAAGAAGAAAGUUGGUCAUGGAGAGGAAGAUGGAGUCAAACCUACCAGUAUUAAAUUAGGAUUUUCUAUCGAUGAUAUUAUGAAAAGAUAAGUUGAUUGAAUGAGUUUUAAUUUUAAUGGAAAAGAGCGUACAUGCUUGUUUACAAUACAAAAUAGCAAUAUAUUUUUGGUUUUUGGAAAAUUGGUCUAAAGAAAAUAAAUCUAAUAUCGAUUGAUCUAAAUUAUAUUUGUCCUAAAAAUAAUUUAUUCUAAUUAUUAUAAAUAAAAUAUAUAUUUAUUAUUAUUAUUAUCAAAAAAAUGAAAAAACGCAAACAAAAUUGACUUGACGUAUUUUUAAAAUUGAAAGACAGUAAUUGAAACAGCAAAUAUUAAAAAUUUAAAAGCAGUUCCGGUUUUAGUUAAAAAGUGGCCACUAAUGCAAAUAACUUAAUUCUUUCUUAAUAGUUCUUAUUUGUUCUUUUCAUACUAUUGAUAGAAAAUAAAUUAACUAAACCCUUCACGAUACAAGAGUCCAAUGCAGACGCUAUAAUCGAUUGAGAAGUUUGUACAGGGUGUCCUAAAUUAGUAUGUUUUGCAGAGUAUCCCGAAAAUUAAUGGAGUCAAGAUAUUGUUUUUGUUAAAGUAACGAUUGCCUAAUCAUAUCUUCAUUUAUUAAGAAAUUAAUAUUAAAAAACUUUUCAUUGAUAUAUUAUGGACGAGGUCAGUGGCGUACAAAUAAUGUUUAACGCUUCAGGCGUAUUUAAAAAAUAUAAGUUUUUAUUAAAUUUCCUUAGUAAGAUCCCCAAACAAUUUUUUUUUCUUAAUAAAGUAGUUAAAGAAUUUUGUAGUUUUUGAUAGUUUUCAGUAAUCAUAAAUAAAGGGAGCUAUUGAAUUUUGACAAAUUUUUUUCUGAAUACCCCUUCAAAACAAAUUUGGGUACACACUGUACAGAGACUUUUUGUUUCAACCUUUUUCAGUUCCCGGGAUAAUUGUGAUCUUUUUAGUGUACAUAUUUUGACUUAUAUCUGUAUACAGAUAAGGAAAGUAUAGGAAUCAUCGAGUUUUCGACGGAUUUUUACGUUUUGGAUUCCUCUGAAUCCAUUUUGACUAUUUUCUUGAUGAUGUCUGUGUGUCUAAUUACAUUUUGGGCAUACAUCUGGGGGGUACUUUAUAGGUUUUCUACUUUAUGGAAUAUAUCCGUUGUUUACAAUUAAAGAUGAAAAUUAUUCUUAUAAAAGUUGCUUGUGAUGUCUUUCUCUACAAUUUUUGUCCUAUACAUGAUUUUAAUAAAAUGGACCGUAUUCUAAAUAUUUAACAAAAAGUGUAAAUCUUGAAUUUUAAAGAUAACUUUCUAUUUUAUAGAAUAUAUCUGCUAUUUACACUUAGAAAAGAAAAUUCUUCCAAUAAAAGUUGCUUGUAAUGACAUUCUCUAUAAUAAGUUUCCUAUGCAUGAUUUUUCUAAAAUGGACCGUAUUCGAAAUAUUUGCGGAAAUGUGCAAAUUUCGAAUUUUGAAGAUAACUCGGAAAUAGAUAAAGAGAAAGACACCAAAUUUUAAACAUAAGUUUUAAUCCAUCCUUUGGUGAACUGAUUAAAUUUUGGGCAUAGUCGGAGCACCUAGGGGGUACUUUAUAGGGUGUUGUUUUUUACUUUAAGGAAUAUCUCUUAUAUUUACACUUGGAGAAGAAAAUCCUUUAAAUAAAAGUUGAUUGUGAUGUCAUUUUAUAUCAUUUUUGUUUCGUACAUAAUUUUCUUAAAAUGGUCCGUAUUCGAGAAAUUUGACAAAAAGUUGUAAAAUUAAAAUUUUUAAGAACAUUUUUUAUAUAAAAGUUGCUUAUAAAAUCAUUCUCUACAAUUUUUGUGCUAUACAUAAUUUCCCUAAAAGCAUCUAGAACAGUUGUAUUCAUCCUUCUUUCGAUAGGGAUCCGCUUUAAGUACUUUCUAAAGGUCCUCAUAUUAUUUUAGUUUACAUAUUUUCUAACAAAAGUGCUCAUGUUGUUUUAGUUGUUUUAAUAAGCUUUGAAAAGUCUCAAGAACAAUUUCUUUCUAAAAAGGACUAUAGGUCAACCAUUUAAAUUCCUAAUAAUAGUGUUUGGGGCUGCACAAAAAAGCUUGGAGGACCGCACAAAACAGCUUGGAGGGCCACAGGUUGAGUAUGGUUGAUCUAGGGUGUACUUUAUAGGAUGUUGUUUUUUUUUACUUUAAGAAAUAUCUCUUAUAUUUACGGUUGAAGAAGAAAAUUCUUCAAAUAAAAAUUGUUUACUAUAUCAUUCUCUAUAAUUUGUAUUCUAUAAAUGAGUUCUCUAAAAUUGACCGUAAUGGAAAAAUUGAAGAAAAUUGUAAAAUUUUAAUUUUUCAGUAUUUUCAAAAAAAUUGUUUCCAGUAUGAAGGGUUUGAAAAAUGUAUGUAUUUACAGGAGUGAUACAGGACAGGAAAGUCAUGUGUUGGAUUUUUUCUGCAGCUCUUUCGUUACAAGCAAAUUUAAAAUUAUAGCAAUUGGAGUUUGGUGAUUGUUAUAAUAAUGGAAACCUUUGAAAUACAAUACAUUUCUCCCUUUUUG
Molecule: messenger RNA, 3525 nt
Organism: Psylliodes chrysocephalus
Lineage: Eukaryota; Metazoa; Arthropoda; Insecta; Coleoptera; Chrysomelidae
Source: the annotation of a GenBank genome assembly